This is a messenger RNA of Drosophila elegans, 779 nucleotides long. Its product is annotated as thialysine N-epsilon-acetyltransferase. The transcript is spliced from 4 exons. The record is from RefSeq and is a predicted model, not a curated record. Gene Ontology annotation, molecular function: N-acetyltransferase activity. The coding region runs from base 203 to 727 and encodes 174 amino acids. NCBI's taxonomy places the organism in Eukaryota, Metazoa, Arthropoda, Insecta, Diptera, Drosophilidae.
AAUUUUUAAAAAUUUCAACAACAGAAAACUAAUUUGUUUUGUACUUCCGAUAACCAAUAUAUGUUUCAGUUUUCAUUCUGAUUUUUAAAUAAUCAUUAUAGUCACGGAAUUAUCGCUCAUCCCUAUUAAUUUGAGGUGUUUGACCAAAAGAUAAGCUCGUUUAACCGCAAUCAGUACAACAUAACUUAAUCAGAUCGAAACUAUGUCGAAAUCCGAAGAGUUCACAUUCCGGCGUGCUAAGGCUGAUGAUAUAAAGGAUGUGUUAUCUAUGAUUCAGGAACUAGCUGACUUUGAGAAAAUGAGCAAUGGCCCGCAGCUUACCGAGGAGGAUCUUAAAAGAGAUGCAGGAUUAACUGGGGGUCAAGAAUAUUGUGAAGUUUAUGUACUUAUAGACAAUGCUAAUAACCAGGCAAUUGGCUACUCCAUAUGCUACAAGGCAUACUCCACUUGGCAGGGUCGCUACUUCUUCGUCGAGGACAUCUACGUGCGCCCAGAGCACCGAAAGCGUGGCGCCGGCAAGCGAAUCUUCCUGGAGGUCUCCGCCCGGGCAGUGGAGCUCCAAUGCCCGCGCCUGGAGUUCAAUGUUCUGGAGUGGAACCCAGCCCGCCAAUUCUACGAACGCCUCGGAGCCGUGGAUUUGACAGCCAAAGAGGGCUGGCACUACUACCGCGUUGAGGAGCAGCAGCUGACCAAAUUGGCCAAGGAUCUGGCUGCAUACAAGACUUGAUGGGUUUUCAACUUUUACUUCUUUAUAGUAGAAAGAUAAAUAAUUAAUAAUA